Jaculus jaculus (lesser Egyptian jerboa) is the source of this 1435-nucleotide messenger RNA. It is a transcript of the gene Tspan4, whose product is annotated as tetraspanin 4. Gene Ontology annotation, cellular component: membrane. The coding region runs from base 1 to 1002 and encodes 333 amino acids. The transcript has 7 exons. The record is from RefSeq and is a predicted model, not a curated record. Lineage: Eukaryota; Metazoa; Chordata; Mammalia; Rodentia; Dipodidae.
AUGCGCCGUUCGAGCACGGACGAAUCCACGUACCGGCGCAGCCCAUCGCCGGAGAGCAAGGAGCGGGGCUUUGCGCGCGGCGGCCCCUUCCGGCGCUGCAGCAGUCUGUACGGUCGAGCGGGAGCCGGGGACGCCGCGGAUGCAGGCGGCGGCUUCUUCGGCCUGCAUGCAAACCCCAGCCCUAAGGCGGCCCAGGCGCGCUAUACGUCGCCCAAGGGCAACAAGUACGUGGUCUUCUACCUGGACCUCUCCUUCAUCUUCCUCCUAGAGCUGAAGCGCUGCAGCAUGGCGCGCGGCUGCCUCCAGGGCGUCAAGUACCUCAUGUUCGCCUUCAACCUGCUCUUCUGGUUGGGAGGCUGUGGCGUCCUGGGUGUUGGCAUUUGGUUGGCUGCCACACAGGGGAACUUCGCCACCCUGUCGUCCUCCUUCCCGUCCUUGUCAGCCGCUAACUUACUCAUCGUCACCGGCACCUUCAUCAUGGCCAUCGGCUUCGUGGGCUGUAUCGGGGCCCUCAAGGAGAACAAGUGCCUGCUGCUCACCUUCUUCGUGCUGCUGCUGCUUGUGUUCCUGAUGGAGGCCACCAUCGCCGUGCUCUUCUUUGCUUACAGCGACAAGAUUGACAGGUACGCCCAGCAAGACCUGAAGAAAGGCCUGCAUCUGUAUGGCACAGAGGGCAAUGUGGGCCUCACCAAUGCCUGGAGCAUCAUUCAGACAGAUUUCCGCUGCUGUGGAGUCUCCAACUACACAGACUGGUUUGAAGUAUACAAUGCCACUCGUGUGCCAGACUCCUGCUGCCUGGAGUUCAGUGAUAGCUGUGGGCUGCAUGCACCUGGCACCUGGUGGAAGGCACCCUGCUAUGAGACGGUGAAGGCCUGGCUCCAGGAGAACCUGCUGGCCGUGGGCAUCUUUGGACUGUGCACUGCACUGGUACAGAUUCUAGGACUGACCUUCGCCAUGACCAUGUACUGCCAGGUGGUAAAGGCGGACACCUACUGUGCAUAGGUCUCACCAACCAUGCUUCUCUGCCAAAGGACCCCACCCUCAAGAAGCUGACCAUACCCCAACCUGCCUUCACUGCAGGACUUGGUGCUCUGCUGGACACAGGAGAGGAGCUGGUGCCCGAAGCCCCCCUCCCCCCAUCCACCUCCUGCCCCUGGAAGGCUUCAGCUUAGGUGGUUGCACUCUCCAGACUGUGGGGCCAAGGGUGGAGGGGACUUUGAUGCUUUUUAUAUUCAUGUACCCACCAGUGUUCACAUGCGGUGGGGGAAGAGGGUAGGUCUAGCCUGCUUAAGGGCCCCACCGGUCCUGGCACUCCACAUGGAGCCAGGCUCUAUCACCCACAUUCCAUGGCUGGACUGUGGCUCCAGGUCCAUCUUAAUAAAGUGCAUCAGCCACACCUGUCUCUCCCUGGGUGUGAACAGGUUGGACAACCACA